AUGCAUCUGUUUGCUGCUGUUUGUGUCAUGAUCAGCAUUUUGGAAGAAGUGGAUAGUUUCUGCCCUUCUCAAUGCAGCUGCAUUUAUCACGGCAUGAGUGAUGGAACCAGAACAAGAUCUGUGCUUUGUAAUGAUCCUGAUAUGUUUGAAAUCCCUCUCAAUAUUCCUGUGGACUCUGUAAAACUCCGGGUAGAAAAGACAGUCAUAAGAAAAGUUCCAGCAGAUGCUUUUUAUUACCUGGUGGACCUCAAAUAUCUAUGGCUUACUUACAAUUCUAUCACCAACAUUGAUAGCAGAAGCUUUUAUAAUUUAAAGCAGCUACAUGAAUUGCGUCUGGAUGGCAACUUGUUGUUGCGUUUCCCUUGGGAGUCAUUGACUGAGAUGCCCAAUCUACGAACUCUGGAUUUACACAAUAACAAAAUGACCAGUAUUCCAAUUGAGGCCGGCAAAUACCUGAGAAAUCUCACUUAUUUAGAUGUAUCUAGUAACAAACUAACAUCCUUGCCCUCAGACCUCAUGGAUAUCUGGCUUCCUUUUUCUGAAACAAAAAUACCCAGAAAUACAGAUUCCCUGGUGAUCAGAGUCAUAUUAGGUCUGCAGGACAAUCCAUGGUAUUGUGAUUGUCGUAUUUCCAAGCUGAUUGAAUUUUCCAAAACUGGAGAUAGUGCUCUUAUACUCCUGGACCCUUUUGUGGCUUGCAAUGGACCUGAAAGCUUGGCUGGGAUCUUGUUUCAAAGAGCAGAGUUGGAACAGUGUUUGAAGCCAUCAGUAAUGACUUCAGCUACAAAGAUUACAUCACCUCUAGGAAGCAACGUGCUUUUACGCUGUGAUGCAACUGGAUAUCCCACACCACAACUUACCUGGCUUAGAGCUAACAAUAGACCAGUGAACUAUACAGUUAUUCAAGAAAGUCCAGGAGAGGGUGAAAGAUGGUCCAUUAUUAGUCUGACAGGCAUUUCCUACAAAGAUGCAGGAGACUACAGAUGCAAGGCCAAAAAUUUUGCUGGAAUGUCAGAAGCUUUUGUUACUCUCACUGUUAUUGGUGUUGUUACCACAACGGAACCUUCCCCAAAAUAUGGCAAGAAGACAGGAACAGAGCAAGCAAAUGCUACCCAAGAAGAUGUCAAACCAGAAUUUUUCAACGUGACCCUUUCUUCUUCUACAAUAACAUCCACAACCACUUCUCCGUCUACAACUAUGGCCACCACUGAAACAUUCAUAACUAAAAGAGAAACUGACACAAAACAACCCGAGCCCAUGGCUGAUGACAAAAAGAACAGGAACACAAUUGUUAAUGGAAGGAAAAAGCAAUUGGAUACAUCACUCAGUGUAGAGUCAGCAGAUGAACAAAAUGUUACUCUGAAAAACCUAAGAGUAAUUCCUGAAACCAGUGAAAGAGUGACCUUAAUGUGGAAAAAGAUUGAUGUCUCUAAUAAUUCUGCUUUGGCUGUGCUGUAUUCCAAGUAUGGAGAAAAAGAGAUGGUGUCACUAAAUCCAGAUCCCACAAAAAACAAAGUGACAAUAGAUGGUUUGGAGCCUAGCACAAAAUAUAUGGCCUGCGUCUGCCCCAAAGAGAUGCUUCCCACUAAAGAUCAAUGCAUCAUUUUCUCCACGGAUGGAAUUAAUAUGGAAGACAAAUCUCCUAUUUCCAUUUUGCUAGUAGCUAGUGGGGUAGCCUGUGCAAUAGCAAUACCACUCAUUUUUUUCUUACUGUAUAAAGUUGUAAUGCUUCACAGGAAACCAAAACUGAUCAAGGAAGAUGAACUUGCAAAAGAGACUUAUAUCAAAUUUGAAACUCUUUCUUUUAGACCACAUUCCAUGGGAGCAAAUGUGGAGAUCUGGACUCACCGAAACACUGAUGAGUCUGAAAGACAACUACUUUGUUCCAGGUCAAGUAUGGAUUCGCAGAUGACCUUCAAAAGUGAAGGUUCUAGGUCAGAGUACUUCUACUAACUCUGGGUUCUGUAGAUUAGAUAAUCUACAGAACCCAAAGUCAGCAAAAGUACUCUGACCUAGGACCUUCAAUUUAGAUACAAGCAAAAGAAGCUGAGACCCAAUACUGGAUCAAUGCCAAUCACAA
Pantherophis guttatus is the source of this 2080-nucleotide messenger RNA. RefSeq names its product leucine rich repeat, Ig-like and transmembrane domains 3 (gene LRIT3). Gene Ontology annotation, molecular function: protein binding. Lineage: Eukaryota; Metazoa; Chordata; Lepidosauria; Squamata; Colubridae. The record is from RefSeq and is a predicted model, not a curated record.